UGGAGUGCAUAUUUUGAAACUAUGAGCGGCGAGCGGGUGGGAAUGACCAGUUGCGGCGUUUUACAUUGAUGCGUCUGUGCGCUUACAUUGAAAGUCGCUUCCGCUCGAGCUUAAGAGGCGGUGAAAACGGCGAUCGAUAUGGGAUCUGCUUUGUCGUACCACAGCCGUUCGCGAAAUAUUACGAUCAUUCAAAACAAGACUUCUCAAGAGCAGAGAAGCCUACCCGUUGUUGUGGCUUUGAGUGAUACGGAGAACAACACUGGAAAAUACCCUCAUUUGUCAGACGCUCUUUUGCUAAAGAUUUUCUCACAUUUUACAAUUGAGGACUUGAUGCGCAUGUCUUGCGUCUGCCAGCAGUGGCGCCGCGUGAGCCUGGACCCAAGUUUGUGGCAAAGCAUUGAUUUGUCCUCUUGUGCCCACCCGCGAAUCCGUGACAGGACCGUUAUUUGUUUAGUUUCGCGCGUUACGUCCUCUGCUAUCACGUACAUUGACCUAUCAGGACCUGGGUGUUUGCGUCUUACAAACGUCAGCUUGUUUCACAUCGCCCGUCAGUGUCACAAACUUCGCAAACUUUACAUCUGCAAUCGUAAUCGAAUCACGAGCACUGGAAUCGAGAUGAUAGCACGACAUUGCCCUUAUCUGGAAGUCCUCGGAAUGUCGAAGUGCCCUCUGAUACUAUCCCGAGGACUCGGCUUUGUUUUGCAUCGCUCGAAGCUGCUACGAGAACUGGACAUUAGUGGAUGUCUGUGGGUCACUAAUGCGGUUCUCGUUGAGAUCGGACAGCUUUGUGUUUGUUUAGUUUACCUCAGUAUCGAAGGCUGCAAAAAGGUCACGGAUUACGGUAUAGUCUCCCUUGCGAACUCGUGCACCACCUUAAAACACAUCAAUUUACGAAACACUAAACGAAUCUCCAACGCAGGAAUGGAACAAUUUUUAACCAAGCUGCCUAACCUAGAGGGUCUAGAAAUUGGUUUAGUCCGUAAAGGUCGUGGAACCGCUGCCAUGUUGAACCUUGUAGCGACACACUGCAAGAACCUUACAUUUUUUGAUUAUCAAGAGUGUCUUCCUACCCCUGUGGAUGAUGUUCUUUGUCAGAUCGCUGAACAGUGUCAGAGAUUGCGCUUCAUGGGAGUCAGAUAUCAGUACCAGACUCUCUCCAAUAACUUGAUACUCUCUUUGACAAAGUUGUGUCCAAGCUUAGUAAGAAUUGACGCAAGUUUGCGCUUUUAUAUAUGAAAACAUCUGCACUGAACUGAAAAGGUGGUCUGAAGUAAGCCUCGCG
Molecule: messenger RNA, 1282 nt
Organism: Pocillopora damicornis (cauliflower coral)
Lineage: Eukaryota; Metazoa; Cnidaria; Anthozoa; Scleractinia; Pocilloporidae
Cellular component (GO): cytoplasm
Molecular function (GO): protein binding
Source: RefSeq, a predicted model, not a curated record